Molecule: messenger RNA, 2424 nt
Organism: Salarias fasciatus (jewelled blenny)
Lineage: Eukaryota; Metazoa; Chordata; Actinopteri; Blenniiformes; Blenniidae
Product: disintegrin and metalloproteinase domain-containing protein 11-like
Exons: 26
Coding region: 1-2322 (773 amino acids)
Biological process (GO): proteolysis
Molecular function (GO): metalloendopeptidase activity
Source: RefSeq, a predicted model, not a curated record
AUGCUGGCUGUGAGAUGCCUGCUGUUCGCUGCAGUGUGUGGGACAGUGUCCGCUGUCGGUCCGGGGCGAUGGUGGAGCCGGGACGGGAAGCUGUCCCUCGCGGAGGAGGUCGUUCAGCCCCGGCGGCUCGUGCAGCAGAUCCACACCGACGAGGAGCUUCUGCACGGCCGCCUGGACACCCGGGUCAGCGGCCGCCCGGCCGCCGCGCAGCCCGUCCAUCUGGCUCAGAGCAGCUUCUUGGUCCAGGCUUUUGGCGGAUCCUUCAUCCUUGACCUGGAGCUCAACCACAACCUGCUGUCUACAGACUAUGUGGAGCGCCACUUCCUGGAGGACGGACGGCUGUCUCAGAAUGUGGGAGGGGAGCACUGCUACUACCACGGCCGGCUGAGGGGGCUGCCGGGCUCCUGGGCGGCUCUGUCCACCUGCCGCGGCCUGCAUGGGAUGUUUUCUGAUGGGAACUUCUCGUACGGGAUUGAGCCCGUCGGCAGUGGAGAGGUGCAGAAUGACCACGUUGUGUAUCGGAUGUCCAACAUUGAUCUCCUUCCUCCUCCCUGUCCAGGAUGCUCCACGAACACCUCGGUGCCCGAGGCGGAGACAGGCGGUCACGGCGACGGAGACGGCCGGUCUGAAGGAGGGUUGCGGGCUUUCAGAGGCCUGAGGCGCUCCAAAAGACAAGUGCGGCGAGGCCAGCGCACCGUCCAGACCGAGACCAAGUACAUCGAGCUGAUGGUUGUCAACGACUACGAGCUGUUUGUCCAGCUGCGCAGGUCGACCACUCAGACCAAGAUUUUUGCCAAAUCGGUGGUGAACAUGGCGGAUUUGAUAUACAAGGAGCAGCUCAACACGCGCAUCGUCCUGGUGGCCAUGGAAACCUGGUCGUCCGAGAACAAGGUGUCCAUCGGCGACGACGCGCUGCUCACCCUGCGCGACUUCAUGAAGUACAGGAAGGAGAGCAUCAGGGAGCGCUGUGACGCCGUGCACCUCUUCUCAGGACGGACGUUCAUGAGCAGCCGCAGCGAGGCGGCCUACAUCGGGGGCAUCUGCUCGCUGACCCGAGGAGGAGGAAUCAAUGAAUUUGGCAGCGUGGGGCCCAUGGCCAUCACCCUGAGCCAGAGUCUGGGUCAGAACAUCGGCAUGCUGAGGAACAAGGAGCGAACGGCCGCGGGAGACUGCAGGUGCCCGGACCCGUGGCUCGGCUGCAUCAUGGAGGACACGGGCUACUACCUGCCCAGGAAGUUCUCUCGCUGCAGUAUAGACGAGUACCUGCGUUUCCUCCAGCAGGGAGGAGGCAGCUGCCUCUUCAACAAGCCCACGAAGCUGUUGGACCCCUCUGAGUGCGGUAACGGAUACGUGGAGCCGGGAGAGGAAUGUGACUGCGGGUCGCUGGUGGAGUGCACUCAGAGCGGAGCCAACUGCUGCAAGAAGUGCACGUUGACCCACAAUGCCAUGUGCAGCAACGGGCUGUGCUGCAGGGACUGCAAGUACGAGAUGAGAGGCGUGAAGUGCCGGGACGCCGUGAACGACUGCGACAUCGCCGAGACGUGCACAGGAGACUCCAGCCAGUGUCCUCAUAACGUCCACAAGCUGGACGGCUACAUUUGUGAAGCCGGACAGGGUCGUUGCUACGGGGGACGCUGUAAGACCAGAGAUGGACAGUGCAGGACUCUGUGGGGCUACAAUUCGGCCGACAGGUUUUGCUAUGAGAAGCUGAACUCUGAAGGCACGGAGAAGGGGAACUGCGGCGCCGACCCCCGCGGUCAGGGAUGGCUGCCGUGCAACAAACCAGAUGUGCUGUGCGGCCUGCUGCUGUGCACCAACCUGACGGCACGGCCGAGGUUCGGGGAGCUGCAGGGGAAGCUGACCAGCCUCACCAUCCACCAUCAGAACCGCUACCUGGACUGCAGAGGCGGCCACGCCGUGCUGGACGACGGCUUGGACCUGGGCUACGUGGAGGAUGGGACGCCGUGCGGGCCCAACAUGAUGUGCCUGGAGCGCCGCUGCCUGCCCGUCGUCACCUUCAACCUGAGCACCUGCCCGGGCUCCUCCUCCUCACGCAUCUGCUCCCACCACGGGACCUGCAGUAAUGAGGUGAAGUGUAUCUGCGAUCCGGACUUCACCGGGAAGGACUGCAGUGUGUUUGACCCCAUCCCGACCCCAACCCCACCCGACGGCCCCGAGAAACAGAGAGGCCCCAGCGGUACCAAUAUCAUUAUAGGGUCGGUUGCCGGUGCAAUUCUGCUGGCGGCGAUCAUCCUGGGGGGAACUGGCUGGGGAUUUAAAAACAUCCGAAAAGGAAGGUACGAUCCGGCUUUUCCAUCCUGAGCACGACGCCUGCUGUCUGCCUGGACGCCCUGUCAUCAGAAUGCCAUGUGUUUUAUAAGAAUCUUAACAUUCAUCUGAAGGCCCCGUUUACACCACAACCAA